CAUGGCGGCGUGAUGACCAAGCUAAGCUGUAUGGCUUUUGGGGUCAGCAUCUGCAUAGUUCGUUCGGUGACACGAGAAUAUGAAAGCUAUGGCGCACCAACAAAUUCACCACCUAGUUAUCUUGUUCUCAAUUGUGCCGUAGAAACAAGGACAAGAUCCCAUGUUUCUGAAAAUACCAGGAUUCGAGUUCCGUAAGUAAAAAUGGGAAAAAGGCAAUCUUUACGCAACAAAGCAACCAACUUUGUUUCUGUCCUUCUCAACCCCAUCUCGGACUCCGACGCUCCCAAACCCUCCAAGCACCCUCCACCCACUCCAACACCAACACCUCCUUCCGGAGAAGUAGGUGGAUCAGAGAAUGAUGAAGAAGUUAACCGUGGUUUAGCUGAUGGGCCUGAUACUUCAUCCUUCACUGCGUUUCUCUAUUCUUUUUUGUCUUCCUCUGACCCUGGAGAUAAUGCAAACUCGCACGCCCAGAGUGAUGAUCGCAAAGGUGCUGCACCUGAUCACAACCCUUUACCAGACUCGUUGCUGAAGGAAAAUGUUGCGAGGAAAAGUUUGUUUUCCAAAAGCAAGCAAUCACUUGGAAGAGCCAUUCGCAAAAUUGGUGGAUUUCGCUAUCAUGAUCGCAGAGAUAACCUUGAAAUGAAAUUGGACGACGGGAGUGGCUCUAAGGUUUCUGGUGUUGUUGAGAUGAGGCGUAUUGAACCUGUGCAAGACUCUGUCACUGCGCCUUUGGAUGAUCUUCCUGAAAUUUCUGAACCUUCGGUUCUCCUUUCAGAUAGUAUGAGGAAUGUUCUAUAUGUUUCUCUUCCACCGCUUAUUCACGGAAGGAAAUGGUUGUUGUUGUACAGCACUUGGAGGCAUGGUAUAUCACUUUCCACUCUUUACCGGAGAAGCAUGAUUUGGCCUGGAUUGAGUUUGCUGAUUGUUGGAGAUAAAAGAGGAGCAGUAUUUGGCAGCAUUGUUGAAGCACCUCUCAGAUCAUCUAGCAAGAAGAAAUACCAGGGAACAAACAAUACAUUUGUUUUCACAAAUAUCUCUGGUCACCCUGUCAUAUAUCGCCCAACAGGAGUCAAUCGCUAUUUCACACUUUGCAACACUGACUAUUUAGCAAUUGGUGGAGGAGGUCAUUUUGCACUUUAUCUGGAUGGUGAUCUAUUGAAUGGUUCAAGUUCAGUCUCAGAAACUUAUGGGAAUCCUUGCCUUGCAAAUUCUGAAGAUUUUGAAGUGAAGGAAGUAGAGUUAUGGGGCUUUGUAUAUGCUUCAAAAUAUGAGGAAGUGCUAGCAAUGAGCAGAACAGAAGCACCUGGGAUCUGCCGAUGGUGAAUAUGGAUUACACUGACAUGACAUAAAAUACUCUACCUGGAAUCUGGUCGAAUCAAAUGGUUUGCACUUGGCAUUCAUUGAAUGGUCACUUUCCCUCUGGCCUCUAGUGUUGUGAAGUGAGCAAUGCGAAGUUCAUAUUACGAUGUAAUGGAGACAUUUUAUGUAUCAACAUAUUUUCUUACUAAGCACUAACCUAUAUGUAAAUAUUACCAAGCAUGUAUAUAUGGAGUCCCUACUUGAAAAAAUGUUUACCAAUUUUGUUCAGAA
Vigna radiata var. radiata (mung bean) is the source of this 1593-nucleotide messenger RNA. RefSeq names its product TLD domain-containing protein 2. The transcript has 8 exons. Lineage: Eukaryota; Viridiplantae; Streptophyta; Magnoliopsida; Fabales; Fabaceae. The coding region runs from base 202 to 1326 and encodes 374 amino acids. The record is from RefSeq and is a predicted model, not a curated record.